AUAAUAAUUACUUUGUUAAGUUGCAUCACUCAAACGUUGUCGUCUGUCACCAGGCUUUGUGUGCCGCGUUGGAUACCGGGCCACGGGGAAGAGAACAACUCUAAAAGCUGUUGUGUUGCUGUGGGCAAGCUAACUUCUCAAUGUGAAGCUAUCCCAUGAUGCAACAUGUGUCCCCAGCACCUGCAGUGACAAUGAUGGCCACCCAGAGCGUUCCUCCACCAUCGUACCAGGAGAGCCAACAGAUGACGGGCACAACUCAGCAGAACACCAAGACCCCACAGGUCCAUAUCCCAGCAGCCUCUGCAGCAGGAAAUACCUCUGUCAGUGUGACCCUCGACCCCCAGGCCCAGCUUGAGUCUGACAAGAGGGCUGUUUACAGACAUCCAUUGUUCCCCCUGCUGGCAUUGUUGUUUGAGAAAUGUGAGCAGGCCACGCAGGGAUCUGAAUGCAUCACGUCGGCCAGCUUUGAUGUGGACAUUGAAAACUUUGUGCAUCAGCAGGAGCGAGAACACAAGCCAUUCUUCAGUGAAGAUCCAGAGCUGGACAACUUGAUGGUAAAGGCUAUUCAGGUGCUUCGGAUCCACCUAUUGGAGUUGGAGAAGGUCAAUGAGCUCUGUAAAGAUUUCUGCAACCGUUACAUCACCUGCCUCAAGACCAAGAUGCACAGCGACAACCUCCUCCGUAACGACCUCGGAGGACCCUAUUCUCCAUCGCACACCAGUCUCAACAUGCAGCAGGAACUAAUUCAGACCUCCUCUCCAUCCAUGACCUCUGUCUCCAGCUCUGUUAACCCUUCAGGGAUUGUGGUGCCUGCCGGGGGUCUGCAACAGGGCAAUGUCGCCAUGACUACAAUCAACUCUCAAGUGGUGUCAGGUGGGACCCUGUACCAGCCGGUUGCCAUGGUGACAUCGCAAGGGCAAGUGUUAACGCAGGCGCUGCCGCCGGGAACCAUUCAGAUCCAGAACUCACAGGUGAACGUGGACCUGUCGUCCCUGUUGGACAGCGAAGACAAGAAGUCCAAGAAUAAGAGAGGUGUCCUGCCCAAACAUGCCACCAACAUCAUGCGCUCUUGGCUCUUUCAGCAUCUCAUGGUGAGGCAAAUGCACCCAUACCCAACAGAAGAUGAGAAAAGGCAGAUUGCAGCACAAACAAAUCUAACCCUUCUGCAAGUGAACAACUGGUUCAUAAACGCUCGUCGGCGUAUCCUCCAGCCUAUGUUGGAUGCUAGUAAUCCAGACCCAGCUCCUAAAGCAAAGAAGAUGAAGUCCCAGCACCGUCCAACACAACGUUUCUGGCCUGAUUCCAUCGUGGCUGGAGUUCUGCAGACACAUAGAUCUCAAACAGGAAACAACUCAGACAACCCGCUGAGCAUGGACAGCCUCCAGUCCCUGUCGUCCGACUCAGCCACCCUGGCAAUGCAGCAAGCCAUGCUGGGAGCCGACGACUCCAUGGAUGGCACAGAGGAGGAGGAUGAAGAGGAGGAGGAGGAGGAAGAGGAGGAAGGGAUGGAGGAGGAAGAGGAAGAGGAGGACGGAGAGGAGGAAAAUGACAGGGGGAGGCAAAUGUCCAGCGUAGGAAGGAGAGAUCUGAACAUGGAUCACCGAGAGGAACUGGAGUAGUGGAACAGAGAAGAAGACUGAAUGAACUUUGACCUCAGUUGUCCCUCCCCCAGAAUGGCCUCAUUUAAACUCGACGCUAAUGCUAAGUGACUCUCGAGAGCAUUUAAGGGCAUAUUAGGUUUUCUCCAAAUUCAUCAGAGACUCUCCCGAAGAGCCACUGUGGAGUCCAAUCUGAUACAAUGACCUUCAUGAUUAUAGAGGACGAAUAUUAGUUAAACGAUGAAUAUGUGUUGUUUCAUUUGAUAUAGUAUGUUUUCAUGCAGUGAAAUAUUUGGAUAUUAGCACAUUCUUUUUUUUUUUACUCCAGUGCUCCUGUCAUUUGUGGAAGGAAAUGGCACAGAAACUAUAAGGCUGAAGAUACUGACAGUUUCAAAUUAAGGACAGUUGGAGGAAGAGUUUAGAAAAAAAAAAAAAAAAAAAAAAGUACAUGAUUACAUUUGUUGUUUUAAGAGAGAGAUGACAUCUUGAGGUAUUGGGUAGUUGCACAAGCAUUAGAGAACUACCAACAACUCAAUCGCCCAAAGGAAUGUUGGGAAUGUACGUUUCUGCAAACCACAGAUAUGUUAAAAUUCACACCUUCUUAUGUUCUUUUGUUUACAUUUCUGUACUAUCUAUUUUAAAUUUCUUCAUUUUCUUUCCCCCCAAAAAAUCUGUGACAACACUGUGGUGGUUAGGGUCAAGUUAAAGCUGCAGCCUGGAGUUUUGAGAAAAAAGUGGAUAGAAUAUGGCCAGAAUAUUUGAAUGAGCACAGCUCCCAGUUCCCUCCUUCUUCCUCUCUGGUGCGCUGCAGCACUGCCUUCAAAGCCCCUCCCCACAGAGGAGCCUGCUGUGCAUGAGCAGGCUUGUAACCAUGGUAACAGAGGAAGCCAGAUAACCAAGAUGUCACAUUCAAAAUAACAACAACAUAAGCCCUGAUUGUUCUAUUUCUGACCAAUACAUGCCGAUCAAUGUAUAUAUUCCGAAUAAAACACACUAUUCCUCACAUUGCUGUAGACCUUAC
Messenger RNA from Acanthopagrus latus (yellowfin seabream), 2619 nucleotides. RefSeq names its product pbx/knotted 1 homeobox 2 (gene pknox2). Lineage: Eukaryota; Metazoa; Chordata; Actinopteri; Spariformes; Sparidae. The transcript is spliced from 11 exons. The record is from RefSeq and is a predicted model, not a curated record. Bases 156 to 1619 code for a protein of 487 amino acids. Gene Ontology annotation, molecular function: DNA-binding transcription factor activity, RNA polymerase II-specific; RNA polymerase II cis-regulatory region sequence-specific DNA binding. Gene Ontology annotation, biological process: regulation of transcription by RNA polymerase II.